CACAACGUAUAUAAAUGUACAGAAUUUCAUCUUCAGGUGAUGAGUACAGAUGCCAUAUUGAGCCUCCUCCCUGGGAAUAAGGCAGAUUUACUGGCUGGGAUCAAGAGCAGGCAGAUGUUAGAUGAUGUUUUAUUGGAGAUGCUGGAUUACUGCUGCACCACAUUCUACAACAGGGAUUAUGUGUCUGCAUCCGUAUUAUGUAAACCUGUGUUGGAUUACACCUGGGAGAAACUAAAUACUGGUUACUGGAAAGAUGUUGACAUCAACUGGAGGUAUGUUUAUACCAUAGGAUCAGCGGUAUUAAGUGUCAGUAAAUAUUUAACAAAAAAUGAUGAUUCGUGCGAGGACUUCUACAAAGAGCUAAUGAAGACGGUUGAUACAGGGAUAUUAAUGGGAGCACCUGUUUUAGACAAUGUCCUUGAGAGAUUAAUGUGUGCUUUCAAUGAUAUUUAUAAAGAAUUUACAAAGACAAAACAAAUCAGCAAAAGGAAAUUAAUUGUUCAAAAUAAUGAAGUAGUUGAAAAAGUUAAAAAAUGUAAGUCUGAAUUGAAGAAUGAAAAAUUACAUGUGGACAGUAAUAGAGAGAUCAGAAGAUGCUGUUGUCCUUCUCUAGAAACUUUUCAAAGUCAGUAUCUAACAAGCCAUACCCCAGUGAUAUUAACUGGGUUAAUGGAGCACUGGCCCGCCAUGACAGGGGCGAGGUCCUGGAAUCUGGAGAGAAUACAUUCCCUGGCAGGACAUCGGUUAGUCCCCAUAGAGAUUGGUUCAAAGUACACGGAAGAUAACUGGACUCAGAGCCUGAUGACUGUUGGCAAAUUUAUUGACAAGUUCAUCGAGAAUUCUUCUGAGGAUAUUCCUACAGGAUAUCUGGCUCAACACCAGCUUUUCGACCAGGUACCGGAAAUGAAGGAGGAUAUUAUAAUACCAGACUACUGCUACUUAGGUUCCGAAGAGGAAGUGGACAUUAAUGCUUGGUUUGGUCCCGGGGGAACUGUGUCCCCCCUUCAUCAAGACCCCAAAGAAAAUUUUUUAUCCCAAGUGUUUGGAGAGAAAUAUGUUCGUCUCUAUUCUGCGGAAUUCACAAAAUCUGUUUAUCCCCAUGAUACCAUGUUACUGAAAAAUACAAGCCAAGUUGACAUUGAAAAUCCUGAUUAUGUACAAUUCCCAUUGUUUAAAGAUGCCUGUUAUUCUGAAUGUAUUCUUAAACCUGGAGAAAUGUUGUAUAUACCCAAAGAAUACUGGCAUUUUGUCAAAUCAUUGUCAGUAAGUUUUUCAGUGAGCUUUUGGUGGCAAUAGACAUUUUACUAAUUUGAUGUUUAUUUUUUCAUAUGAAAUUUAUUUAAUGCAAUUAUAAGCUGAUAGGCAGGGUUAAUUGGUCAUUUCAUAUGGUACCUUUACGUUGAAUAUAUAUGUGUGAAUUUAAAAAAAAAGACAAACAACUAAAUUUGAAAGAUGCAGACAAGUAACUCAAUGUAGGGGAUAUUUGUUAUCACAAUCUUGCUAAAGUCUUCAUUGUUUUGAAAGAAAUGGCUUGUUAAUACAAGAACAUUGAAUUACA
Saccostrea cuccullata (small rock oyster) is the source of this 1558-nucleotide messenger RNA. Its product is annotated as lysine-specific demethylase 8-like. The transcript has a single exon. Gene Ontology annotation, molecular function: histone H3K36 demethylase activity. The record is from RefSeq and is a predicted model, not a curated record. Lineage: Eukaryota; Metazoa; Mollusca; Bivalvia; Ostreida; Ostreidae. Bases 40 to 1296 code for a protein of 418 amino acids. Gene Ontology annotation, cellular component: nucleus.